Molecule: messenger RNA, 3253 nt
Organism: Myotis myotis
Lineage: Eukaryota; Metazoa; Chordata; Mammalia; Chiroptera; Vespertilionidae
Gene: SLC3A1
Product: solute carrier family 3 member 1
Exons: 10
Coding region: 981-3038 (685 amino acids)
Biological process (GO): amino acid transport; carbohydrate metabolic process
Source: RefSeq, a predicted model, not a curated record
AAGUGAUUCCAAGAAUGAGCAGUGAUUUCCUUUUCUGAAAAAGGAAACAAGAUUGAAGGUACCUGGGUUGAACUGUUUAUAGGUAUUUAUGGGUAUUUGUAGGAUUAGCUUGAACUGAGAUAAAAUAAAAUUAGCAUCAGUAACAAAGAGGUGUUAUUUCCUGUCUCCAGGAUUUGUAGGACCAGAGCUUCAAAACAAAAAAUAAAGAAAAGCCUGUUUCCCCUUGUAAAAUUCAGUAUCGUUUCUUUUUCUCAUACCUAGCUAAAAAGGAAAAAAAAUCUAAAGCUUUUUUUAUUGUGGUAAAAUAUACAUAAAAUGAAUCACUUUAACCAUUUUAAAAUGUAAAAUUGAGUGGCAUUAAGUCCAUUUACACUGUUGUGCUACCAUCACCACUCUCCACCUCCAGUAACUAUAUUCCUACUCUGCCUCAAUAAAUUUGUCUCUGUACCUCAUAUAAGCGGGGAUCAUACAAUAUCUGUCCUUUUGUGUCUGGCUUAUUUCACUUAGUUUUCAAGAUCCCUUCAUGUUGUAGCAUGUGUCAGAACGUCCUUGGUUUUUAAGGGUGAAUAAUAUCCCAUGUGUGCUUAUAUCAUACUGUGUUUAUUCAUCCAUUGAUGGACACUUGGCUUGUUUCUACCCUCUGACUAUUGGGAGUAGUGCUGCGGUUAACAUUGGUGUACAGCCAAGUAACAUCUUAAACAGCAAUGGAACCCCACCACUUUUUCCUCUUUCCUCUCCUCCAUACCCCUGUCCUAGUCCAGAUCUCAGCCCCUCAGGGCAGGGACUGAAGCUACAUCAGCCCCACAGGUGUAAAGAGGGUUUUCUAAAACAACCUUUGUCUUUACCCUUUCUUCCUUGGCCGGACUUUGUCCCGCCAGGUUUAUUUAUAAACCACACAAGCUCAUUAACGUGACCAAGCAUUUCAGUAAUCCACCUUUGUUACUGCAGGAAGGCACUUGUCAGGGGUAAGGCAGUGAGACAUGGCUGAGAAGAAAAGCCAGAGAGACUCUAUUGGAAUGGAUGCGAAGGGAUGCCGAACAAACAAUGGGUUUGUCCAAAAUGAAGACAUCCUGGAAAAGGACCCGGAUCCAGGCAGCCCAACGGACAGGCCACAGCUCUGCUCCUUGCCUAUCCUUGACCCCCGGGAGCUCGACUUCAAGGACAUCCAGCCCUACGCCGGGAUGCCCAAGGAGGUGCUGUUCCACUUCUCAGGCCAGGCCCGGUACCGGGUGCCCCGCGAGGUCCUCUUCUGGCUCACCGUGGCUGCCGUGCUGGUGCUCACGGCGGGCACCAUAGCCAUGAUCGCCGUCUCUCCCAAGUGCCUCGACUGGUGGCAGGCAGGACCCAUGUACCAGAUCUACCCCAGAUCUUUCAAGGACAGCGACCAGGAUGGGAACGGAGAUCUUAAAGGUAUUCAAGAUAAACUGGACUAUAUCACAACUUUAAAUAUAAAAACUAUUUGGAUUACCUCAUUUUAUAAAUCAUCCCUUAAAGAUUUCCGACACGGUAUUGUAGAUUUCCGAGAAAUCGAUCCCAUUUUUGGAACAAUGAAAGAUUUUGAGAAUCUGGUUGCAGCCAUACAUGAUAGAGGUUUAAAAUUAAUCAUCGAUUUCAUACCAAACCACACCAGUGAUAAACAUGCUUGGUUUCAAUGGAGUCGUACCCGGACAGGGAAAUAUGCUGAUUAUUAUAUCUGGCACAACUGUUCCCAUGAAAAUGGCAUAACCACACCACCCAACAACUGGCUAAGUGUAUAUGGAAAUUCCAGUUGGCACUUUGACGAUGUACGAAACCAAUGUUAUUUUCACCAGUUUACAAAAGAGCAACCUGAUUUAAAUUUCCGCAAUCCUGAUGUUCAAGAAGAAAUAAAAGAAAUUAUACAGUUCUGGCUCUCAAAGGGUGUCGAUGGCUUCAGUUUCGAGGCUGUUAAGUUUCUUCUAGAAGCAAAACAUCUGAGAGAUGAGAUCCAAGUGAAUAAGACCCAAGUCCCGGACACAGUCACACACUACGCAGAGCUGUACCAUGACUUCACCACCACGCAGGUGGGAAUGCACGACAUUGUCCGGAGCUUCCGGCAGACAAUGGACCAACACAGCAGGGAGCCUGGGAGAUACAGGUUCAUGGGCACCGAAGCCUACGGGGACAGCAUUGACAGGACCAUGAUGUACUACGGGCUGCCUUUUAUCCAAGAAGCAGAUUUUCCCUUCAACGAUUACCUCACAAGGCUGGACAGUCCUUCUGGUAAUAGUGUGUUUGAGGUGGUCACAUCCUGGAUGGAACAUCUACCAGAAGGAAAAUGGCCUAAUUGGAUGAUCGGUGGACCGGACAAUGCCCGGCUGACUUCUCGUCUGGGGAAAGAAUAUGUUAACAUCAUGAACAUGCUCGUGUUCACACUUCCUGGAACUCCCAUCACUUACUAUGGGGAAGAAAUAGGAAUGGGAAAUAUUUUAGCCACAAAUCUCAACGAAAGCUAUAAUGUCGAUACCCUUCUCUCAAAGUCACCAAUGCAGUGGGACAAUAGCUCAAAUGCUGGUUUUUCUGAAGGCAAUCACACCUGGUUACCUACCAGUACAGAUUACUACACUGUAAAUGUUGCUGUCCAAAAGGCUCAGCCCAGAUCAGCAUUAACGUUAUAUCAAGAAUUAAGUUUGCUGCAUGCCAAUGAGCUGCUCCUCAGCAGGGGCUGGUUUUGCUAUUUGAGGACAGACAGCCACUUUGUCGUGUACACAAGAGAAAUGAAUGGCAUAGACAGAGUCUUCCUUGUGGUUCUGAACUUUAGAGAAUCAUCACUGCUAAAUCUAAAGGAAAUUAUUUCAAAUAUUCCCACAAAAGUGAAAAUAAGGUUAAGUACCAAUUCCACCAAGAAAGGAAGUGAAGUUGAUACACAAGCCAUUGCACUGGGCAAAGGAGAAGGACUCAUCUUUGAAUACAACACAAAGACUUUCCUGCAUCAGCAAGCAGAUGGAAGAGACAGAUGUUUUGUUUCCAGUCGGGCGUGCUACUCCAGUGUGUUAAACAUCCUGCACAGCCUGUGUUAGACAUCUCUGCAGAAAAGGUGAAGACACUGGCUUUGCGUUCUACUUUCAGCGUUUGCGGUAACUUCAUGUACAGCAAACUGCUGGGUAAACUUUACAGACAGUCAUUAAUUCUUAGAUAUUUCUGCGGCUUGAAUGUAACUGCUUUAGGAAAGGUUCUCAAAUGUUUUUUAAAGAAUAAUGUUUAAAAUAAAAUGAUCACAUGCAGGAACUUUUAA